Molecule: messenger RNA, 1149 nt
Organism: Anastrepha ludens (Mexican fruit fly)
Lineage: Eukaryota; Metazoa; Arthropoda; Insecta; Diptera; Tephritidae
Gene: Gr89a
Product: putative gustatory receptor 89a
Exons: 2
Coding region: 1-1149 (382 amino acids)
Biological process (GO): sensory perception of taste
Cellular component (GO): membrane
Source: RefSeq, a predicted model, not a curated record
AUGCUGCAUUCUUCACAUCAACGCCGUCGUCUCUACACUGUCGUCUACUUAUUCAGCAUGCGCUUGGUUUUACUCACCGCACAGGUAAUGCUACUAGCGCCGGUUCUUCGCUGCAAGCAACGCGACAUAUAUCGAACCCAUUCCGCCUUCAGUUGCCUUGCAAUCCUGACAUUUUUGUUGUUGUGCAGCGCCGCACCAUUUCUACUACGUAUCAUCGCCUCAACGUACGAACUUGUAGGCGUCCAAUAUGACAAUAUUUUCGUGCUAAUCGCCAUGGUUUCUCAGGUGAGUGAUAUCGGCAUCGUGUUGAUCAGCAUGAUUUCGCAGAUUUGGCAACGUCAACGGUUGUGCGAUUUCUUAAAUCAACUACAAAGCACUGUGCAGCGAGUGCGCACCCUACGCGGUCGCAAUUUAGUGAGUGGAGAAGCGCUGCUGUUAUUCUGGUUGCAAUUGGGACUGACGCUGUACGAUGUACUCACGCAACUGGUCUUUCUAGCGAACUUGGCAUUUAAACUGGAUCCGUGGCAGUUUUUAGUGAAUCUGGCAUCAUUGUAUCUGCAGCAAUGCCGCGCAACACUACAACUUCUAAUUAUGGGAUCUGUGCUAUUGUUGACGGUUUGUUAUGAGCAGUUGGCGCUUCGCAUGGAUGACAUCUCGCAGGGCAUAGCUCUUGAGCUGAUACACUUUGAAGAGCUGAUUUCGUUACAGAAUGGGUUGGAUGAGCUUCUUCGGCAACUGCUCCACAUAUUUCAGCUGCCUCUCUGCCUCGUUGUUGGUGGGGAGUUCAUCAAUGUAUUGGCCAACCUAUACGCACAGCUUUACUAUUAUGUAAUAACAAAAGCUUUGUGGCUGGCUUUUCUUUUCUACUGCGCAAAAAUCAGCACAGAAUUGUAUUUACUCAUUCACGUGGUUCAUUUUUGCUGCGAGCGACAUAAAAACGUUAUAUGCCUUUUUCUCGAACGCGACAUUGACCUGGAGGAGGGAAUGGAGUGGCGUUUCGAAUUAACUCAUUCGGAUGCUUUGUGGCCGCAGCCGAUUAAAUUUUACAUUCUUGGCCUUUUCGAGCUCGAUAACAAAUUUUGGCUAUUCCUCCUCGCCUAUUCCGUGAAUUUUAUAGUAAUUAUUUUACAGUUUGGAUUUUAUACAUAA